AUGCUUGGGAAUGACGGCGCCUCCUGGACCUACGACUUGAGGCGGACGAACUGGUCCAGUCACGACCCAUACUUUGCCUACACGUACUUUGAAAACUUCGGGGUUGAGGGCCGUUGGUGGCCAACAUGGGAGAUUACGUGUCAAAGCUGCGACGUAACUCCCGCAUACUAUACUCUGGGCCCUGAUAUAAUCAACAACACCUCAAGCUCGUCUAUCCUCUUCACUACCGAAAACUCUGCGCCAAAGGUGGACCUUGUUGCUGCCACAGCCAACAAGACCUGCCCCGAGGAACUGGGGCUUGCUAUCAAUGUUACUAAUAAUGUCCUGUCGGUCCCCACGCAUGUGAACUGGAGAGGUGGUGACAGUUGCGCAAUGGUCGCCUCGUCCACGCCGACGACAACCCCGGACCCUUGUCAGGUCAAAAAUGACUCGGUCAUUGCGGCAAGCAUGUCGGCCUCACUGAAAGCAACCUUAUGCAAGGGUUUACACCCGCCAGCCGACUGCCCCGAAGAGGAUGGGAGUGCCGCCCAGAAAUUGGUUGUUAUCGGCGUAUCCUGCUUGCUAGCUGCCAUCGAGGCGUUUGGUUUCCUCUUAAUGUGA
Messenger RNA from Aspergillus affinis, 600 nucleotides. RefSeq lists its product as uncharacterized. NCBI's taxonomy places the organism in Eukaryota, Fungi, Ascomycota, Eurotiomycetes, Eurotiales, Aspergillaceae. The transcript has a single exon. The record is from RefSeq and is a predicted model, not a curated record. Bases 1 to 600 code for a protein of 199 amino acids.